AUGAUCACUAAUAAAUUAUUUAAACCAAAACUAGAAUCAAAAUAAUUUAAUGUUAGCAAAAAGGUAAGGCAAACAUGCUGUUUUUACCCACAAAGUUUAAUCAUCUGUUAUGAUUUAAUAAGAAAAAUUCCUAUACCAUUAAAAGGAGUUCAUUAUUUUUUAAAAGUUUAACCUGGUUUUGUAAUAGUGGAAUUAAAAUAAACCUAUUCGACUUAAGGUUAUAACUAACCAAUAGAACUAGAAUACUUAUUUUCAAUUAAUAAUAAUGCAGCAGUAACUAAAAUGAUUGUUGAAUUAGGAGACAUAAAGGUUUAUGGGAUUGUUAAGGAAAAAGAGGAAGCUAAAUAGUAGUAUGAAGAUGGAAUAAAGUAGGGAAAAACAAUGGCCUAUAGUGAGUAAGAUGAGGAAUUUCCUGAAAUUAAAAGAGUUAAAAUUGGAGCACUUGCUCCAAACAAAUAAUUAAAUAUCAUUUUUGAAUACAUAUAACCUUUGGAUGUUGUUUUGAAUAAAUUAUGGAAGGUAGAAGUUUAACCAAUGGUUGAUAACAACUAUUUUAGCCUUAAUCAACAAAGCUAGAGAAUUUAUAAUAAUUAUUUUGAAAGACUCAACAGAUAUCUUGAGAAACUUGUUAAUAUUGAUUAGUUUGAAUACAACUUUAAGCAAGAUAUUACAGUAUCAAUAGAUAUCGGGUCUCCAAUCACAUAUUACAAAUGUCCAACCCAUAAAAUUUUAAGCGGAAAUGCUAAAAAUGAAUACGCAAAGCAAGAAAUUGGUGAGGAUAAAUUAAAGAAAUUAUAUCUUAUGUUGGAGGAUACACCAUCCAAUUUUAUUCCAACAAAAUAAUUUACGCUUCUAUUUUCAAGUGAUGAUAUAAAUCUCCCUCGUUCAAUCUUAAGUCAUACUAAUAACGAUGCUUUAUACACUUAAAAAUAUUGUGCUACGUUGACUUUUAUUCCAAAAUUUAAUUAAACAACUUUAGAUGAUGCAUAUUCACAAUAUUUGGAUGGAUUAAAUAUUGCAGAAAAUUAAGUAAUUAAUAGAGGAAAUUACUUAUUUUUUAUUGAUAGAAGUGGAUCGAUGUCUGGUGUUAGAAUCAAAAGAGCAAAAUAAUCUUUAAUUUUGUUCUUGAAAAGUCUACCUGAGGAUUGCAGAUUUAACAUCAUAUCGUUUGGAACAGUUUUUAGAUCUUUAUGGUCGGAUUCUAAGUAAUAUUCUCAAACUACAUUGGAGGAAGCCAUAAGCCAUGUGAAUAGUAUGGAGGCUAAUAUGUAGGGUACUGAGAUAUUUAAACCAUUAUAAGAUAUCGUCUAUAAUAAAUAAUAUGGCAAGUCAAAAACAACUACAUUAAAUAUCUUCUUGCUUACAGAUGGAGAAGUUGAUGCUGCUCCUAUAAUUGAUUUGGUUAAAAGAAACAAUUAAGCAGAAACUAGAGUUUAUACUUUAGGGAUUGGAGAGGGAUGUAGUCAAUAUUUAAUUAAGCAGUUGGCUGAAGUUGGAAAUGGCAAAUAUUAGUUUGUAUCAGAUAAUGAAGAUAUAAAUGCAAAAGUUAUUGAUUUAUUAGAAGAUUCAUUGACUCCUUAUUUACAAGGAUUUAAUCUUGAAUCUAAUAUUACUUGUAUUAAUUAAAUAGUUCCUAAUCCUGAAUCUGUUGUGUGUUUGAAGAAGAACUAAGAAUUAACAAUUUAGGUUUUAUUUUCAGUUUAACAAGAGAAUGAAAAUUUAUAAUUAACUUUGAGUUGCUUCGAUCCAUAAGAAUAAAAACCAAUUCAAUAUUCUGUUUCAUUAAAUUUAAAUAAUUCUUAAGAAAAUGAAUAUUUUCAUAAGUUAGCGUCGCAUAAAUUUAUUUCAUAUUAUGAGAAUGGUGUGAAAUAUGGAGAUAACCAUUUAAAUUUUAUCAAAAUCAAUAAGGAUACGAUAGAUGAUCAAGAUAUAAUUAAUACAUCUAUAACACAUCAAAUAUUGAGUUCUAAAACAGCAUUUGUAUGUGAAGUCUGUGAUUUAGAAGAUCAAUUCAAAUAGCAGAUGAAGUAAAAAGUUUAUAUCACUAUGCUGGAAUAAAAUAUUAGGUAAUAGAAAAAAAUGGAAGAAAAAUUCCAAGCUGCUAAACUAGAAGGUUUGGCAUUUUGCCCAUAAACAUUUAUACCCUCAAAAAGUUCUAUGAUGUGUUUGCCAUAAUCUCAAUUCACUUCAUUAGCCACAGUUGAUUCUAGCCUAAAAAAAAAAGAGGCGCAAAUUAGAUUUAGAUAUGAAGUGAACAAUAUACAACAAAAAUCAAAGCAAUUAUCAUAAAAGAUCACAGAAGAAAAGAGAAUAAAAAAAUAGAUAGAGAAAGAUAUCGAUAUUGAAGAUGAAUUGGAAGAACGUGAAUAAUUGUAGACUUAAGUUAAAAAGAUUGAGUACGAAUAAUUAGUUUCUUAUUCACAAGCUGAUGGUAGCUUCUUAUAUGAUGGAUAAAUAGAAAAGUAAAUAAAUAUUGAAGGAUGGAAGAAUGAGCAAGGCUAUCCAUAGAAUGUCUGGCUUACUUUACUUGCUUUGCUAUAUUUAGAUUAAUUUUGUUUGCAAUAUAGAAAGUCAUGGCAAUUAGUGUACUAAAAGGGAAUCUAAUUCCUAUAAAAGAACGGAGUUUCUUAUAAGUAAUUAAAGGAAACAGAACUAAAUAAGCAACAUUUAUGAU
Molecule: messenger RNA, 2674 nt
Organism: Paramecium pentaurelia
Lineage: Eukaryota; Ciliophora; Oligohymenophorea; Peniculida; Parameciidae
Source: the annotation of a GenBank genome assembly